Messenger RNA from Desarmillaria tabescens, 4342 nucleotides. RefSeq lists its product as uncharacterized. The coding region runs from base 1 to 4218 and encodes 1405 amino acids. Gene Ontology annotation, molecular function: DNA binding. Lineage: Eukaryota; Fungi; Basidiomycota; Agaricomycetes; Agaricales; Physalacriaceae. The transcript has 22 exons. Gene Ontology annotation, biological process: DNA-templated transcription. The record is from RefSeq and is a predicted model, not a curated record. Gene Ontology annotation, cellular component: RNA polymerase III complex.
AUGGUGGAAGUCGUACCCUCUCAGGCUCCCAAAGUCAUAAAGAAACUUCAAUUUAGUCUACUCAAUGCCCAGGACACUGUCAAAGUUUCUGAGUUCGAAGUCACUCAUCGGGAUCUGUAUACCGCUACGGAACGCCUGCCAGUAAAGGAUGGUGUCCUUGACCGACGUCUCUGUGCGUGGGGUACGUCGGAUAAAAGCGCGUUCUGCGAAACUUGUGGCGAAUCAUCCGUGAAUUGCGUUGGUCAUUAUGCCUAUGUCAAACUUGUCGUGCCGGUGUUCCAUGUUGGUUACUUCAAGCAUACCAUUGACGUCCUCCAAUGCAUCUGCAAAACUUGCGCUCGUGUUCUGUUGGAGGAAGAGGAACGACGUCCGUUUCUCAAAAGCUUCCGACACCCGGACAUGGAGAAUUAUCAGCGAACGAAACUUCUGAAGACCCUGAAAGCUAAGACAAGAAAGGCAAUCUACUGUCCACACUGUUCUGCGACAAACGGCAUCGUAAAGAAAACCGGUGUACUGAAGAUCAUUCACGACAAAUUCCGCGCCAAGAAAACUGCUGACGAAAUGGAACGGUGGAAGAAAACAUUUUCUUCGGCUGUUGAGGCACAGAAGGAGCUCGGAAUGUUUCUGAAAAAGGCCGUGCACGAGGACCUGAAUCCGCUGAAGGUUUUGGACCUAUUCAAGAGAAUAUCAGAUGAGGAUUGCGAAAUCAUGGGACUGCGGCCUUCAUUCGGGAGACCAGAAGAGUUUAUUUGGCAGUAUAUCUCAGUACCACCUGUCUGCAUUCGCCCAUCUGUCGCUCAGGAUGGCGCGUCGAACGAGGAUGAUCUCACCGUCAAGCUAACUGAAAUCGUGUUCACAAAUGCCCUAAUAAAGCAAGGCCUGACGAAAGGAUCCCCCACGUUUCAAUUUAUGGAACAAUGGGAAUUUCUUCAACUCUCCGUUGCCGUCUAUGUCAACUCUGAAACCCCAGGUGUUAACUCUCAACCUGGCCAGAAGCCCAUUCGUGGAUUCGUGCAACGUCUCAAGGGAAAGCAAGGUCGUUUCCGUGGGAAUCUAUCGGGAAAGCGUGUCGAUUUCUCUGGUCGUACAGUUAUUUCUCCUGACCCGAAUUUGCGGAUCGAUGAAGUAGCUGUACCCGAGCGAGUGGCCAAGAUUCUCACAUAUCCGGAGCGUGUUACCUCUCAUAAUGUUGAAAUGCUCCGGCGGGCGGUGAGGAAUGGUCCGGACGUUCAUCCAGGUGCCAAUUUUGUUGCAAGGGACACGGUCAAAAAGUUUUUGAAGUUUGGGAAUCGAGAUGCGGUUGCAGAUGGAUUGGCAAUCGGUGAUGUCGUAGAACGGCAUAUUAUUGACGGAGAUAUUGUUUUAUUCAAUCGACAACCAAGUUUGCACAAGCUAUCCAUCAUGUGUCAUAGGGUCAAAGUUCGUCCGUGGAGGUCCUUCCGUCUGAAUGAAUGCGUGUGCGGACCAUACAAUGCUGACUUCGAUGGAGACGAAAUGAACUUACACGUACCCCAAACAGAAGAGGCGAGAACCGAAGCCCUGGAACUUAUGAGCGUCAAGCACAAUCUUGUUACACCUCGUAAUGGUGAUCCCGUCAUCGCCGCCAUUCAGGAUUUUAUUACAGCGUCCUAUCUCAUCUCUCGGAAAGACCAGUUCUUCGACCGGCGCCAAUUCACCCAGAUCUGCUGCUAUUUUGCCGAUGCAAACAUACAGAUUGAUAUCCCUCCUCCAACCAUCUGGAAGCCGGUCAGGCUUUGGACAGGAAAGCAGAUUUUCAAUGUCUUAAUGCGUCCGAACAAACAAUCGAAGGUCUUCGUAAAUGUGGAGUCGAAGUGUAAUAAAUGGGAGGAAGCCAAGGCUGCCAAUUAUCCAGAGCGGAUGCAUGUCGUUAAAGAUCUUUCACCGAACGAUGGUUGGCUCGUUAUCGUGAACAGCGAGAUCAUGUGCGGAGUCAUGGACAAGGCCAUUGUCGGUAGCGGAAAGAAGAAAUCCAUCUUUGGUGUCAUCAUGCGAGAUUAUGGUCCACAUGAAGCCGCAGCUGCAAUGAACCGAUUGGCGAAGCUAUGCGCUCGAUGGCUAGCGAAUUUCGGUUUCUCUUUGGGAAUUAAUGAUGUUAUACCCGGUCCCGAGCUAACCAGAGAGAAGGACAGAUUAGUGGAGCUUGCUUAUGCACAAUGCCUGGAACAUAUCGCCCGAGCAAAGAAAGGACAGCUAGAAAACAAGCCGGGAUGUAAUCAAGAACAGACUCUUGAAGCGCUCAUAUCGUCGGUCUUGUCAAAAGUUCGAGAGGAGGUGGGACAAAUUUGCAUGAAGGAGCUUAGCCGUCACAAUGCUCCGCUCAUCAUGGCUACUUGUGGAUCGAAGGGUUCCGUCAUCAACGUCUCCCAAAUGGUUGCCUGUGUCGGCCAACAAAUUAUAGCUGGGCAUCGUGUUCCCGAUGGCUUCCAAGACCGUUCUUUGCCUCACUUCCCCAAGAAAUCAAAGGAACCGCCAUCAAAAGGAUUCGUGCGGAAUAGUUUCUACUCUGGGUUGGUUGCAACCGAAUUCCUAUUCCACGCCAUUUCGGGUCGUGAGGGUCUUGUCGAUACUGCUGUCAAGACUGCAGAAACUGGGUACAUGCAGCGGCGGCUUAUGAAGGCGCUAGAGGAUCUCACCACGCAAUAUGAUUUGUCAGUCAGGAAUUCGACGGGAGGCGUAGUUCAAUUUAAGUAUGGUGAUGACGGUCUUGACCCUGCCUGCCUGGAAAGUGAUGCUCAACCUAUUGACUUUGAGCGCGCUUGGAGCCACGCAUGUGCAACUGGGUUGUCUGGCGGCAGAGCUCUUCUGCCAUAUGAAGUUAUGGAAAUCGUCAACACUGAACUCAACUCGACAAAGUUCACGAGCGAGUGCACGAUGGCGUAUCUUGCAACGAUCCGUGCAUUUAUUCUUGACCACGUCGUUCUCAGACAAGUCGAGGUCAGGAAAAGCCGUGGUAUGUUCGAAGCAUUGGAACGCCAUGAAGAAUGGGACGAACAUACCGAUCUCUCUUUCGGAGCUUCUGACGCUGACAAGGCGAUCGUGCAAAAUAAAUCCAAGGUCACUGAGUUGCAACUACGGACCUUCUUGGAGCUCUGUUGGUCCAAAUAUGCAAAAGCUCGCAUAGAACCUGGUUCUACUGUGGGCGCUGUCGGAGCUCAAUCCAUCGGUGAACCCGGAACGCAGAUGACUUUGAAAACUUUCCAUUUUGCUGGUGUCGCUUCUAUGAACGUUACCCUUGGAGUUCCUCGUAUCAAGGAGAUUAUCAACGCUGCUAAGAACAUCAGCACGCCUAUUAUCAGCUGCAAAUUGGUUACAUGCGAUAGUGAGGCGUCAGCUCGUAUUGUGAAAGGUCGCCUGGAAAAGACCCUGCUUGGUGAAAUUGCUAGCGUCUUGGAGGAAGCCUGGGCUCCUGAGUACACAUAUCUUGGCGUGAUUGUCGAUACGGACGCCAUUCAAAAGCUUCAGCUCGAGCUCACAUUGGAUGACAUCAAGUGGGCUAUAGUUGGUGCAAAGAAGCUGAAGAUCAAACAAGAGUCUGUAAUUGUCCUUCCGCGCAAAAACCGGCUUCGGAUAUACGUUGACACGGAGGAUAAAUAUUAUCGAUUGCGAGAAUUGAAGCGAGGGCUGGCCGACGUUGUAGUAAAGGGUGUUCCUGAGAUUCAACGAGCCAUCAUAAACAUCAAGGAAAAGGACGAUGCUCGAGGAAAGAAGGGAGACAAGGAACUCCUCGUGGAAGGCUAUGGUCUGAAGAAGUGUAUGGUUACAGAGGGAAUCGUCGGAGAGUUCACGACCUCCAACUCGGUUAUUGAAGUUGCGCAAGUAUUGGGCAUCGAAGCGGCUCGACGGACAAUCAUCAACGAAAUCCAGACGACCAUGAAAGCGCACGACAUGAUUAUCGACCCUCGGCAUGUCAUGCUACUAGGUGAUGUCAUGACGUACAAGGGCGAGGUCCUGGGCAUCACCCGAUUCGGAGUAGCGAAAAUGAAAGACAGCGUCCUGAUGUUGGCGUCCUUUGAGAAGACGACGGACCAUCUCUUCGACGCGGCCGCGUUUGGGAAAACCGAUAGCAUCUCUGGUGUUUCGGAGAGUAUCAUUAUGGGUAAUCCCGCGGCUCAUUGUGGGACUUCGAUGCCGGCGUUGUUCUCUAGCGCGCCGACUAUCAGCAAACCGAGGAAAUUACUGUUUGAAGGGGCGCUGUAAGGUGAAUUUAGGUCCUUAGAAGUAUAUUCUUAUUUGUAUUCCGACUGUACGCUUAAUCUUAGAUGUAUUCACCUUGAUCCGCCUACCGAGCCAUUCUGCCAUUGACUGUAACGAAGCCGUAGGC